UCUCAAUCUUUCUUUCUACAUGAAAACAGACCUUUGAUUCUUGUAUAUCACUUACAGAUAAGUUGACAUUUCAUUCACCCAGAGAAUCAUUGAAAUAUAAUUAAAGCUCUUGCCGAAAAAAAAGAAAAGGCAACUAUUGCUAUACAAGAAACACUCUCUUAUCUAUGCUCAGAUUUAGUAAGUGCAGGAUAAUAUAUUAGGUGAGCAAAUUAGAGUUCCGGGUUUACAUGAUUAAUGAAAUAGGCAGGAUGGUUUUGUAGUGCCAAAAGGAACUGUUCUGACUAAGAUAACAGAGCUACCUGAAAGGGGAAAAAGUUUGCUCCACUAGUAUAAACAAUGAACUGCAACCAAUGGCGAUACAAUUCCAACAAUGAAAAAGCUAAGGAACACUUUCGCUAUUGUUUCUCAUCCCUCCUUGGUCUCAGAUAGUGAAUAAGAUUUAGAAAGCAUGUUAGAGAGCUUGGCUUGAAGAGCAAAUCGAUCCCUUGGUAUUUAUUUUUGUCACCUAACCAUAAUGAUGUUAUUGCAAUUGUUGCUCCACCUCCUAUGAAACCUCCUCCUCUGCCACCUCUAAUUAUCACCUGGAAAACAGCGUCUCAUGUCUGUGGCAUAUCACUUACAGAUAAUGUUGUUGAGAUCAUUUUCCAUGUGUUUGACUCCAAUCGUGAUGGGCAUUCAACUGCAGAUGAGUUUUUUAGAGUUUCACUUAAAACAGAAAGGGAUGUUCCUCAACCUGUAAAGUCAGGAAUCUUGGGACUCUUAUCUUGUUGCUGGAACUGUUCUAAUAAUAUCUCCAUUUGGCGGCUAUGGAAUGUUCUUGUGAGUGGAAGCUGGGAAAAUGGCUGUUGGUCAACUUAUCCAGACAAGAGAGAAAGAGGAGGUAACACCACUAGAGGAGUCCAUGGUGGCAACAGACUGGACAAGUUUCCUCUGGUGCUCAUAAGUGGAAGCAGCAGAACCUACAAGCUCUCUCUACAAUGGUGACAGAUUGGACAAGUUUCCUUUGGAUCUCGUAGAGUGGGUUAGGACCCAAACAUUUUUCAAUAAUUUUGACUGAAAUUUUGUUCCGAGGAACUUUUAUAUUUAGGCCUCUUAUUAAAAAAGAGUGGAAGUAGCAGAACCUUCAAGCUAGGGGAGUUAGGGAGAGAGAGACUGAGAGACCAAGUUUUUGCUUUUGCCUGGUUAUUGAGUUAGAGAGUGAUUUCACUCAGUGUGAUUCUGAUUACCAGUUGUUUCUUUGAUGCUAGAAGGGUAAAAUGGGUAUAAAUUCAUGCCACAUCAUUAAGUAAAUGGAAACUCAAAUGGUGGAGUAUGACAAGAUUUAUGUGUCCUGCAACAUAUUAUUUUGGGGUGAAGUAUCCAUUUUCAAUACUAAUGGACCCAAAGUGAAUUAUGAUCAAACCCAAAGUGAGUGGGGUUAAUUUAUCCUUAAAUGUUUUAUGUAAUGAAAAUAUCUAUAUUCAAGUUUUUGUUAAUUAUAUUUAAAAAAAAUCAAAAUUGUGCUAUUAGGUGCAGCUGAUGGAUUCAAAAUGGAAAGGCAUGUGAUUUCAAAAAUUAUUUCUGUGAAGUAUCAUUUUGCUCAUCAGUUGAUACUCAGAUAUUUGCUGAGGGAAACAGUUCUUUAAAUUUGAAAAUCAAUUUGUGAAAAUGCAUGGUAUGGUCAGUUCUGAUCACACUGGGUAGACAUAUCAUGUUGAAUGAAGAAAUGUAGUACCUAUCGUCCUAUUGAUUGAAUUUUUAGAUUUUUUUGGACUCUGAUAGGCCUUUUAACUUUGUCUCUGCUUGCUGCGUCUAAACAGGAGUUUCUCUAAGAUUUCAUAUUUGUCUUGAAUUCUGGACAAAUCAUCUUGAAAAGAGAAAAGCUCAAAAAGUAGAAAGGCCAAUUGUGGAUGGGUGAUUCGUAGAAGUAAAGAUGAGGGAUGAGUGAUAAAAGUUUGGAGAACCAUGGUUGUUUACCACAGAUGCCGAUAUGCUUGUGAUGCUUAUUAUUCUGUAGCUUAACAUGGCAUAUUUUUUUCUUUUCUUUUGCUGGUUUCCCCCCCUUUUUUUUUCCAGGUUUAUGUAUGUUUGGUAACCAAACUGUUUCGAAGAAGGUGAUAAAAUUUUUGAGGAUAUGAGUAGUAAUUUUUCUUUUUCUCUUAUUGCUUUUUCCUAAUUGUUAGAUAUUAGGAAUGCUAUUCAUGCUUCUUAUGUAAAAUACUUUUUUGAGUAUUUACUGUCACAGCCCCAUCAUAGCUUUUCUGAACUAAGUGUGGACUCUGAAAUGAUCUAUAAAGUUGUGGCUGCUAAGCUUAGAACUUGGUUUAAAAAGUGUCAAGGCUAUUCUAUUUACCAUCUUCUUCGUUCCUAAUGUCGUAAACAAAGAUCGCACUGCUUUACAUUUGAAUUGCAUGUCUGAUGUUGAUAUAGGAUGCUAAUACAUUUGUUUGAGCUGCAAAAUUUCUCUCCAAUUCUCCAUCCUUUCUGUUUUAACUAGGACAGAAUUGUCUAUUUUAGAAGACUUGUAGGGUAUAAACUACUUUUUUUUUUUUGGAAUUCUGGUUAAUUUGGAAAUGGUUUCAUUUCCUGAAGGCUUGCUGGCUGUUGUUAUGUUUUUUCUCUCAAAAGUUGCUUUGC
Molecule: messenger RNA, 2616 nt
Organism: Theobroma umbraticum
Lineage: Eukaryota; Viridiplantae; Streptophyta; Magnoliopsida; Malvales; Malvaceae
Source: RefSeq, a predicted model, not a curated record